UUUCUUAUCUAUAUAAACCGACCUAAAGACCUUCCAUAUUCAACAAUUAAGCUUUUCAAAUUCCUGAAAUUCAAUUUUGCUAAGACAAAGUUCCAUUUCUCUCAACCUUCUUCAUCUUCAUCAGCAUGUCUCAGACUGUUGUCCUCAAGGUUUGCAUGUCAUGUGAAGGCUGUGUUGGAGCCGUGAGAAGGGUCCUUGGGAAGAUGGAAGGAGUGGAGUCUUAUGACAUUGAUAUGAAGGAACAGAAAGUGACAGUGAAAGGAAAUGUGCAGCCAGAGGCAGUUCUUCAUACUGUUUCCAAAACUGGGAAGAAAACCGCUUUCUUUGAAGAGGUAGCUGCACCAAUCCCGGCUUCUGUUAAACUUGAUGCAGAAGGCGAAGCAGUAUUAGCUGGAACUGAAACAAAGCCUGUAGAAGCUGAAUGAUACUCAAAUUUGUCUUUGAAGUUUGAUGCAAAUCAUGAUGAUCUAUGUUUUACUUCUUAACCUUUGUAAUUCUCUUAAAGAAGAAUAAGUAUGCUUCUUCCCUUUAUUGGGUGGUUGCUAAAUUUGGUUAU
Messenger RNA from Impatiens glandulifera, 556 nucleotides. RefSeq names its product copper transport protein ATX1-like. The coding region runs from base 126 to 425 and encodes 99 amino acids. NCBI's taxonomy places the organism in Eukaryota, Viridiplantae, Streptophyta, Magnoliopsida, Ericales, Balsaminaceae. Gene Ontology annotation, molecular function: metal ion binding. The transcript has 3 exons. The record is from RefSeq and is a predicted model, not a curated record.